ACCCCACAUCUCCUCCCACCCGGCUCCUUUUGGGGCAGAAAAGCAGCCUUGAGAAAGGACACUCAGACCCAGAGGGAGGCACAGGAUGAAGCAGGCGCAGACAUAAUCAUACACCGAGGUCCAAUACACAGAAUUCUUCAGGUUUGCUCAGGGUCCAAUAGCUGGUGCUUUGACGAAAACAAAAUGAGGAAGCAUCGACAUUUGCCCUUAGUGGCAAUAUUCUGCCUUUUAGUCUCAGGUUCCUGGGUGACCGAUGCUCAAGAGGCACAAGAAUCUGCUGACCUUCUUUUCCUAAUUGAUGGAUCAGACAAGACUGGAAGUGCCAAUUUUGCAUAUAUUCGAGAUUUCCUUGUAAAUUUCAUUGAGAGACUUUCCAUUGGAGCUCAGCAGAUCCAAGUUGGGGUAGUGCAGUAUAGCGAUGAGCCCAGAACUGCCUUCUCUUUGAAUAGCUACUCCACAAAAGCUGAUGUUCUGGAUGCAGUGAAGUCUCUUUGGGGCAUUGGUGGUGAGGAGACCAACGUGGGGGCUGCCCUGGACUUUGUGGUGGAGAACCACUUCACCCAGGCAGGAGGCAGCAGAGUGGAGGAAGGGGUCCCACAGGUGUUAGUGCUCAUCAGUGGCUCCCAGUCUAGUGAUGACAUUAGAGAUGGAGUGGUAGCCUUGAAGCAAGCUAGUAUAUUUUCAUUUGGCCUUGGGGCCCAGGGUGCCGACAUGGCAGAACUCCAGAACAUUGCUACCGAUGAAAAUUUCGUGUUUACCACCCCGGAAUUUCGUAGCCUUGGCGACUUACAAGAAUACUUACUGCCUUACAUUGUUGGAGUGGCCCAAAGAACAAUUGUGUUGCAGCCCCCAACCAUUGUCACCCAAGUCAUUGAAGUCAACAAGAGAGAUAUAGUCUUCCUGGUAGAUGGCACAUCUACACGGGGACCAGCCAACUUCAAUGCCAUCCGUGACUUCAUUCACAAAGUCAUCCAGAAGCUGGAAAUUGGACAGGAUCUGAUUCAGGUGGCCGUGGCCCAAUACUCACACACUGUUAAGCCGGAGUUUUAUUUUAAAGACUUCCACACCAGAAAGGAUGUCCUCAGUGCUGUUCGGAGGCUUAGGCCCCUUAAUGGCACAGUGCUCUAUACGGGUGCUGCACUGGACCACAUUAGGAACAACUUCUUCAAUAGUUCUGUUGGUUAUCGUGCCGCAGAAGGAGUUCCCAAACUCCUGGUGUUGAUCACGGGAGGUAAGUCCCUCGAUGACAUCAGCCUGCCGGCUCAGGAGCUGAAGAGAAGUGGCAUCAUGGCUUUUUCUAUUGGGAGCCCAAUGGCAGACAGAACAGAGCUGGAAGAGGUUGCCUUUGACUCCUCCUUGGUGUUCGUCCCUCCAGAAUUCCGACCUGGGCCUCUGCAAGCCAUUCUACCUGGUUUGCUGGCGCCAUUAAGAACUCUUUCUGGAACCACCCAAGUUCCUGUAAACAAAAGGGAUAUCAUCUUUCUUUUGGAUGGAUCAUUCAACGUGGGAAACGCCAACUUCCCUUAUGUGCGCGACUUUGUAAUGAACUUAGUGAACAGCCUCGAUGUGGGCUAUGACAAUAUCCGGGUCGGUUUAGUUCAAUUUAGCGACACUCCCGAAACUGAAUUCUCCCUAGACACAUACCGGUCCAAGGCAGAUUUGCUUGCUCGCCUGCGGCAGCUGCAGCUCAAAGGGGGGUCCACUCUGAACAUUGGCUCAGCGCUUGACUUUGUGCGCUCCAAACAUUUCACGGAAGCUGGCGGGAGCCGGAUCCAUGAGAACGUCCCUCAGCUCCUCCUCCUACUCGCUGCUGGGCAGUCGGGGGAUUCUUACUUGCAAGCUUCCAAUGCUUUAGCCCGAGCUGGAGUCCUGACCUUUUGUGUGGGUGCUAGCCAGGCUAACAAGGCAGAGCUCGAGCAGAUUGCAUUUAAUCCCAGCCUGGUCUAUCUUAUGGAUGAUUUCAAUUCCCUACCAGCCUUGCCACAGCAAUUGAUUCAGCCCCUAACCACGUAUGUUAGUGGUGGUGUGGAAGAAGUUCCACUUGCCCCUACAGAAAACAAGCGGGACAUUCUGUUUCUCUUCGAUGGCUCAGCCAACCUGGUCGGUCAGUUUCCUGCAGUCCGGGACUUCCUCUACAAGAUCAUCGAUGAGCUGGAUGUGAAACCUGAUGGCACUCGGGUAGCAGUGGCCCAGUACAGUGACAAUGUCAAAAUUGAGUCUCGUUUUUCUGAACACCAGAAUAAGGGAGAGAUCUUGAAUGUUGUAAAGCGGAUGAAGAUUAAGACAGGCAAACCCCUCAACAUGGGCUAUGCCCUGGAUUUGGCACAGAGAGACAUUUUCGUGAAGUCAUCUGGAAGUAGAAUUGAGGAAGGGGUCCCUCAGUUCCUUGUUCUUCUGGCUGCUGGAAGGUCAACUGAUCGUGUGGAUGUGCCAGCCCAGAACCUGAGACAAGUUGGCAUUAUUCCAUUCAUUUUCCAAGCCAAGAAUGCAGAUGCUGCUGAAUUAGAAAGGAUUGUACCCUCCCCUGCAUUUAUCUUAACUGUUGAGUCUCUGCCCAAGAUUGGAGAGCUUCAGCCACAGAUUGUGAAUCUCUUAAAAACUGUGCAAAAUGGUGGACCACCACAAGGUCCAGGUGAGAAGAAGGACGUUGUGUUUCUGAUCGAUGGCUCUGAGGGGGUCAGAAGUGGCUUCUCUUUAUUGAAAGAAUUUGUUCAGAGAGUGGUGGAGAGCCUGGACGUGGGUCCUGACCGGGUCAGGGUGGCUGUGGUGCAGUACAGUGAGCGAGCCCGGCCUGAAUUCUACCUGAACUCAUACUCGGACCAGCAGGCUGUGGUCAAUGCCAUCCGCCGGCUUACCUUGCUCGGUGGCUCGUCCCUCAAUACAGGCUCGGCCCUGGAUUUUGUUAUGAGAAACAUGCUUGUGGAAUCAGCAGGGAGCCGCAUCACCGAAGGCAUCCCCCAGUUCUUGAUUGUUCUCAGCGCCAGCAGGUCCCGGGACGACAUCCGAGGACCCUCCGUGGUUCUGAAGAGGAGUGGUGCGGUCCCCUUUGGUAUCCGGAUUGGCCACGAUGAUGACACAGAAAUGCGCACCAUCUCCUACAUCCCCGACUUUGCCGUGGUCAUCCCCACCUUCCAACACCUCGGUUCUGUACAGCAGGUCAUCUCAGAAAAAGUGACUCUGCUCACCCGGGAAGAGCUGGACAAGAUAACGCCGGUGCUGACUUUGCCACCAACAGGGGUCAGCAGCAAGAGGGAUGUGGUCUUUCUCAUCGAUGGCUCCCAAAACACGGUGCAGGAGUUCUCUUAUAUUCGUGGCUUGAUCGAGAGGCUCGUGGAAGACUUGGACGUUGGCUUUGACACCACCCGAGUGGCCGUGAUUCAGUUCAGCGAAGACCCCAGGGUUGAGUUUCUGCUCAACGCCUACACCAGCAAGGAUGAAGUCCAGAAUGCAGUGCGGAGGCUGCGUCCCAAAGGCGGCCGGCAGAUCAACGUGGGUAGCGCCCUGGACUACGUGUCCAAAAACAUCUUCCGGAGGCCCCUGGGGAGCCGCAUCGAAGAGGGAGUGCCUCAGUUUCUGGUGCUGGUCUCUUCUGGGAGGUCCAAUGAUGAGGUGGAGGAUUCCGCCGUGCAGAUUAAACAGGCGGGGGUGGCCCCCUUCACAGUGGCCCGGAAUGCCGAUCCCGAGGAGCUGGUCAAGAUUUCUCUGAGUCCCGAGUAUGUGUUUUCAGUGAGCACCUUUAGGGAGUUGCCAAGCCUGGAACAGAAGCUGCUGACCCCGAUUACCACGCUGACCUCAGAGCAGAUACAGAGCCUCCUGACGCGCACUCAGUACCCGCCCUCAGUUGUAGAAAAUGAUGCUGCCGACAUCAUCUUCCUCAUCGACUCCUCCGACGGCGUCAGGCCGGAGGGACUUGCCCACAUUCGAGAUUUCAUCGGCAGCAUUGUUCGGAAGCUGAACAUCGGCCCCAACAGAGUCAGGAUUGGUGUGCUGCAGUUCAGCAAUGAUGUCUUCCCGGAGUUCUACCUGAAGACCUACAAAUCUCAAGCUGCCGUUCUCGAUGCCAUCCGACGCCUGAGGUUCCGUGGGGGCUCCCCACUGAACACUGGCAAGGCUUUGGAUUUUGUGGCCAAGAACUUUUUCGUGAAGUCAGCAGGAAGCAGAAUAGAAGACGGGGUGCCGCAACACCUCGUCUUGUUCCUUGGAGGGAAGUCCCAGGAUGAUGUGUCCAGGUCUUCCAGAGUGAUAGGCUCAGCGGGCAUUGUCAGUGUAGGGGUGGGGGCCCGAAAUGUUGACAGAGCUGAGCUGCAGACAAUUACCAAUAAUGACAGGCUUAUCUUCACUGUCAGAGACUUUAGGGAUCUUCGCAAUGUUGAAAACCAAGUAAUAAAUUCAUUUGGACCUUCAGGAGUGACUCCGACACCUCCAGGUCCAUUUCCUCCUUCGACUCCAGUGGCAAAGAAAGCUGACAUUGUCUUCCUGUUGGAUGGCUCCAUCAACUUCAGAAGAGACGACUUCCAAGAAGUUCUCCGUUUUGCCUCAGGGAUAGUGGAUACCAUUUAUGAAGGUGGAGAUUCCAUUCAGGUGGGCUUGGUCCAAUACAACUCAGACCCCACUGAUGAAUUCUUCCUCAAGGACUUCUCCACCAAAGAAGAGAUCAUCGAUGCUAUUAACAAAGUUGUCUACAAAGGUGGGAGGGAAGCCAAUACCUUUGUGGGCCUUGACCACCUCAGGAAGAAUCACUUUGUGCCUGAGGCUGGCAGUAGGAUUGACCAGCGAAUUCCCCAGAUUGCCUUUGUGAUCACUGGAGGUAGCUCGGUGGAGGAUACUGAGGAAGCCACCCGGGCACUGUCCCAGCAAGGCGUCAAGGUGUUUGCUGUUGGAGUGAAGAGCAUUGAUAUAGGGGAAGUGUCAAAGAUUGCUUCCAACAGUGCCAUAGCUUUCAGAGUGAGCAAUGUCCAGGAGCUGUCCGAAUUGAGCGAGCAAGUGCUGGAAACUCUGCAUGAUGCUAUGCAUGAGACUCUAUGUCCUGGCAUGACAGACGUCUCCAGAGCAUGCCACCUGGAUGUGAUUCUUGGCUUCGAUGGCUCCCGAGAUCAGAAUGUGUUUGUGUCCCAGAGGGGCUUGGAAUCCAAGGUGGACGCCGUCCUGAACCGCAUCACCCAGCUCCAGCGGAUCAGCUGCACUGGCAGCCAGGAGCCCACUGUGCGGGUGGCAGCUGUGGCCUACACCCCAUCUGGGCCGGUGGAAGGCUUUGACUUCUCUGAAUACCAGCCUGACCUGUUUGAGAAGUUCCAGACCAUGCGCAACCAGCACCCUUACCUUCUGACGGCUGACACACUGAAGGUGUAUCAGAACAAAUUCAGGAGCUCUCCAGCGGGCAGUGUGAAGGUGGUUAUUCAUUUUACUGAUGGUGUAGAUGGCAGCCUGGCCGAAUUACAACAAGCAUCCGCUGAAUUGCAAGAGGAAGGUGUGAAGGCCCUGAUCUUUGUUGGCCUUGAACGGGUUGCCAACUAUGACAAUGUGAUGCAACUGGAAUUUGGUCGAGGCUUCACCUACAAUCGGCCUUUGACAGUGAACUUGAUGGACCUGGACUAUGAGCUGGCAGAACAGCUUGAUAGCAUUGCUGAGAGGGCAUGCUGUGGUGUUCCCUGCAAAUGUUCCGGACAAAGAGGAGACCGAGGACCUCUGGGCAGUGUUGGGCCAAAGGGUAUGCCUGGAGAGGACGGCUAUCGAGGCUACCCUGGGGACGAAGGCGGACCAGGUGAACGUGGGCCCCCUGGUGUGAAUGGUACUCAAGGUUUCCAAGGAUGCCCAGGCCAGAGGGGAACAAAGGGUUCCCGUGGAUUCCCAGGAGAAAAGGGUGAAUUGGGAGAGAUAGGUCUGGAUGGACUAAAUGGAGAAGAAGGAGACAAAGGAUUGCCAGGUUCUUCUGGAGAAAGGGGCAGUGCUGGAAGACGGGGAGACAGAGGUGUGAAAGGAGAGAAAGGAGAGAGAGGAGACAUGGGAAUUCGUGGCGAUCCGGGUGAAAUAGGACUGGACAGUCAACAGCAAGGACCCAAAGGAGAAAAGGGUGAAAUCGGCCCAAUGGGAGUGCCUGGACUUGAUGGGAUACCAGGUGGUCCUGGAGUGAUUGGGAAGGAUGGUGGCCCUGGCCGUAGAGGCCCCCCAGGAGUAAAGGGUAACAAAGGCGGCCCAGGUCAGCCAGGAAUUUCGGGAGAGCCAGGAGCGAGAGGGCCACAGGGUCCACCCGGCCCAACGGGGCCCCCAGGCUUAAUAGGUGAACAAGGCAUUCCUGGACCGAGGGGAGGUGGCGGAACCCCAGGAGUUCCUGGAGAUCGUGGCCGACCAGGUCCCCUGGGAGCCAAGGGUGAGCCUGGAGAGCUUGGUCCAAAGGGAGGUAAUGGGCUACGUGGACCUCGGGGAGAGAUGGGAGAUGAUGGACGAGAUGGCAUCGGCCUUGAAGGACAGAAAGGCAAAAAAGGAGAACGAGGAUUCCCUGGAUAUCCAGGACCAAAGGGAGCGCCUGGUGAUCGAGGUGUGGACGGAGGACCAGGGCCUAAGGGAAGCAGAGGCCGCCGGGGAAAUUCAGGACCCCCUGGAGCCCUUGGACAGAAGGGAGACCCAGGAUACCCGGGACCAUCUGGCCAUAAAGGCAACAGAGGAGAGUCAGUUGAUCAAUGCGCCCUGAUUCAGAGCAUCAAAGACAAAUGCCCUUGCUGUUAUGGGCCCCUGGAAUGCCCAGUUUUCCCAACAGAACUUGCCUUUGCUUUAGACACCUCACAAGGGGUCAGUCAAGAUAUGUUCAGCAGGAUGAGGGACACCCUCCUGAAGAUUGUGGGUGACAUGACCAUAGCAGAGAGCAAUUGUCCCCGAGGCGCCCGGGUGGCUGUGGUGACCUACAACAAUGAAGUGACCACGGAGAUCCGUUUCCCCGACUCCAAGAGGAAGUCCAUUCUGCUGGACCGCAUCAGGAACCUCCAGGUGCCCUUGACGUCCAAGGAACGCAGCUUGGAGACCGCCAUGUCCUUUGUGGCCAGGAACACAUUCAAGAGGGCUCGUAGCGGCUUCCUCAUGAGGAAGGUGGCUGUCUUCUUCAGCAACGGCCUCGUCCGAGCCUCCCCUCAGCUCAAUGAGGCUGUGCUCAAGCUGUCCGAUGCAGGCAUCACGCCCCUGUUCCUGACCAACAGAGAGGAUCGGGCCCUCAUCAAUGCCCUGCAGAUCAACAACACAGCUGUGGGCCACGCUCUGGUUCUCCCCCCUGCAAGGAACCUCAACGAGUUCUUGAAGAAGGUGUUUCUUUGCCACGUCUGCUUGGAUAUAUGUAAUCCUGACCCAUCGUGUGGAUUUGACAGCGUUAGGCCUGCCUUUAGGGACAGGCGAGCAGCAGGUAGUGAUGUGGACAUUGACAUGGCCUUCAUCUUGGACAGCUCUGAGACCACUACCCCAUUUGCAUUCAAUGAGAUGAAGAAGUACAUCACCUACAUGGUCAAGCAGUUGGAUAUCAGCCCUGAUCCCAAGAUGUCCCAGCAUCUCACCAGGGUAGCAGUGGUCCAGCAUGCACCCUGGGAACAUGAGAUGAACACCAGCGUACCCCCUGUCCACGUGGAACUCUCAUUAACUGAUUAUGGUUCCAAGGACAAGCUGAUAGACUUCCUCAGCAACCAGAUGACCCUUCUGCCUGGGACCAGGGCCUUGGGAAAUGCCAUUGAGUACACCAUAGAAAGUAUCUUUGAAAGUGCACCCAACCCCCGGGACCUGAAGAUUGUGGUGCUGAUGGUCACAGGAGAAGUAAGGAAGUCAGAGCUCGACGACCUUCAGAGGAUCAUUGUCCAGGCCAAGUGCAAAGGGUACUUCUUUGUUGUCCUGGGCAUUGGCCGAAAGGUCAAUGUCAAGGAUGUCUAUGGCUUCGCCAGCGAGCCCAACGAUGUCUUCUUCAAAUUGGCCGACAAGCCCACAGAGCUGAAUGAAGAGCCAUUACUACGCUUUGCAAGGCUGUUGCCCUCCUUUGUCAACAGUGAAAAUGCAUUUUACCUGUCUCCAGACAUCAGGAAGCAAUGUGACUGGUUUCAGGGGGACCAGCCAGCCAAGAAUUCUAUCAAGUUUGGCCAAAGGCAGAUACACGUUCCUAACAAUGCAACUUCCGUUUCUACACUCAAGUCUGUGACAACUACCAAACUCAUGACUUCAGCAGCUCUGCCUUCUGAAAAGCAGGCUCCUGUAAAAGUGGCCCCUGCAAGCCCAGCAGCCGCUAACGUGCCCUCUGUAAAGCAGGCCCCUGUCAAUCCAGCCCCUGUAAAGCAGGUCCCUGCAAACCCAGCACCUGCUCAUGUUCCCUCUGCAAAGCAGGUCCCUGCAAACCCAGCACCUCCUCAUGUUCCCUCUGCAAAGCAGGUCCCUGCAAAUCCAGCACCUGUUCAUGUUCCCUCUGCAAAGCAGGUCCCUGCAAACCCAGCAGCUGCUUAUGUUCCCUCUGUAAAACAGGCUCCUGUCAAUCCAGCCCCUGCAAACCCAGCUGCCACUAAUCCGGCCUCUGUAAAGCAGGUACCUGCAAACCCAGCAGCUGCUCAUGUUCCCUCUGUGAAGCAGGUCCCUGCAAACCCAGCAGCUGCUCAUGAUCCCUCUGUAAAACAGGCUCCUGUCAAUCCAGCCCCUGCAAACCCAGCUGCCACUAAUCCAGCCUCUGUAAAGCAGGUCCCUGCAAACCCAGCAGCUGCUCAUGUUCCCUCUGUGAAGCAGGUUCCUGCAAACCCAGCUGCCGCUAACCUGCCCUCUGUAAAGCAGGCUCCUGUCAAUCCAGCCCCUGUAAAGCAGACCCCUGUGAAUCCUGUGGCUGUCAAUCCAGCCCCUGUAAAGCAGACCCCUGUGAAUCCUGUGGCUGCCAACCCAGCCCCUGUAAAGCAGGCCCCUGCAAAUCCAGCUGCAGUCGCUAGACCAGUUGCCUCAAAGCCAGCUGCUCCAAAGCCAGUAGUUGCUAAGUCAAUGGCUACAAAACCUGUGACUACAAAACCACUCGCCACGAAACCCCAGACCACGAAGCCACUGUCACCGAAGCCAGCAGUUAAGACAUCCAGAGAAGUCCAGGUCUCUGAGGUCACUGAGAACAGUGCCAGGCUUCGCUGGGUGAAUCCUGACCAACCCAAUCCUUACAUUUAUGACCUCACCAUCACCUCCAUGCACGACCGCUCUGUUGUCCUGAAACAGAACCUCACUGUGGCAGAACGGGUUGUUGGAGGUCUGGUUGCUGGGCAGACGUACCACGUGACAAUUGUCAGCUACCUAAAAUCCCAGGUCAAAGCGACCUAUGAGGGAACAUUCACCACAAAGAAAAUCCAGUCUGCACCACCUCAGCCGCCAAAGACGGCUUCAAGUGCCACACUAAACCUCAUGGUGAAUUCUGAGCCGUGGAAAGGGAUGGAAGCAGAUGUCUGCAAGCGGCCCAAGGAAAUCGGGACCUGCCGGAAGUUUAACCUGAAGUGGUUCUACGACCCUGAGACCAAGAGCUGCGGCCGGUUCUGGUACAGUGGCUGUGGUAGCAACGGCAACAACUUUGAGACGCAGUCUGACUGUGAAAAGGCCUGUUUGCCUGCACACAUCAAUCCUGGAGUCAUUUCAACAAUAGGAACCUAACCGUGGCAGACCGUUGACACAUACCUCUUCCAGAAGCACAGGACUCAACUAUUCCCAAGCAGCCCUUGUAGAAGCCGUGGGUAGACAAGACCAUGCACUGUGCUAUUUUGUGCUUUACCUUAUGAGCAAACCUUGAAGGAAAUGUUUUUUUGUUUUUUUAAUUUUUUUUUUUUGCUGCAUGACCUAUCAAUAUGGUGCUAAAUGUGUCUGUGGACUGAGUGCUCUUGUCUUCAGGUGGUCAUAGCCUAUCCCUUCCGCAUUACGAAGUACAGCCCCGCCCCACCCCCCAGCAGUGUUGCCCGAUUCUCAUUCCCAAUGGAGGUUGGGAUUCCACUCGUGUGGGGCCUUUGGAAAUCUCCAGCAGGAAGCCCCUUGACUCCCUGCAGCUGUAUUAGCCAGACCUGCUUAGCUCAUCAUUCCCAACCCGGCAGAACUUGAGAUGGGAAGCCUCCGUGGGAGGAGUUGCUUCUCCCCAUGGGGAUCAGCAUGGUGUAGUUUUGCUGGGUUAGAUUUCCAUCUGAUUCCUCUUUGUCGAUGUUCUGCACAGAAGUAACGUAACUAGAAACAAGGAAAAUGUCUUCGCACAGAUGCACUGCUGGGACCCGCGCCUCAGUUAAAGAUUUUAAAGUCCUGGUGUAGAAUGUUCUUGGCAUUCCUCUGAUGUUGUAUGUUUUAUAGAAUAAAAAAAUGGGGAGGGAGGGAUUUAACUUUUAUUUUGUUUUUGGGAAAUCUACACAAAGAAACUUUUUAAAUAAAGUUUAAUGGAGGUUUUGUG
Molecule: messenger RNA, 10402 nt
Organism: Trichosurus vulpecula (common brushtail)
Lineage: Eukaryota; Metazoa; Chordata; Mammalia; Diprotodontia; Phalangeridae
Gene: COL6A3
Product: collagen type VI alpha 3 chain
Exons: 43
Coding region: 184-9627 (3147 amino acids)
Molecular function (GO): serine-type endopeptidase inhibitor activity; protein binding
Source: RefSeq, a predicted model, not a curated record